Molecule: messenger RNA, 594 nt
Organism: Cajanus cajan (pigeon pea)
Lineage: Eukaryota; Viridiplantae; Streptophyta; Magnoliopsida; Fabales; Fabaceae
Product: isoeugenol synthase 1
Source: RefSeq, a predicted model, not a curated record
UAAUAACAAAUAGCAAUCUCUGACGUGAUUAGCUGUGCUGAAUUAUGAAGAAGAUAUUGCCAUGUACACUAUUAAAGUAGCAAAUGAUCCAAGAACAUGCAAUCGUAUUGUUAUCUACCGACCCUCGAAGAAUAUCAUAUCACAGAAUGAGUUGAUAUCAUUGUGGGAGCAAAAAUGUGGUCAGAAUUUUCGCAAGGAUUUUGUUACUGAGGAAGAGAUUGUCAAACAAUCCGAGACCUUACCCCAUCCAGAGAAUAUUCCAGUAUCCAUUCUGCAUAGUGUAUUUGUUAGAGGAGACCUGAUGGCCUUCGAAAUAGGGGAAGAAGACCUUGAAGCUUCAGAGCUAUAUCCUGAUUAUAACUACACAUCCAUUCACCAACUUCUUGAUAUAUUUUUAGUUAAUCCACCAGCUCCUGCAUCUGCUGCUUUUCAGUGAACAUAUUUUACCACUACUUCUUCUAAUAAAUAAACUACCUCAUCAUAUCAUAAUACCUUUGGAUAAUUUGAAAAGGCAUCUACAUUAGUUAAUAUUUGCAUUAUAAAUAUAUUGUAAUUUUAAAGUUUUUUAAAAACAAGAAGUCCCUCGUUCCCUAA